CAGCGUGACACGCGCGUGUUGGUGAAGGAGGAAGUGUGCGGAGCAGCGGGGGAGUCGGAGCGGAGCGGAGCGGAGCGGAGCGCAGUGCGGUGCGGGUUUAUCACAGCCUGGAACAUGUCGUGGCUUUUCGGCCUGAAUAAAGGACAAGGCGGGGGCGCGAGCCCGGAAGUUCCGUUACCUCCCCCUCCUCCUCCUCCUCCGGCCGGGGGCUCAGGGGGAGGCGGCGGAGACAAACCCAAGGACAAAUGGAGCAAUUUCGACCCCACCGGGCUGGAGAGAGCGGCGCAGGCCGCCAAGGAGCUCGACCGGUCCCGCCAUGCGAAAGAGGCACUGGAGUUGGCGCGCAUGCAGGAGCAGACAGUGCAGAUGGAACAUCAGAGCAAGAUGAAGGAGUACGAAGCAGCAGUGGAGCAGCUGAAGGGGGAUCAGAUCCGUAUUCAGGCGGAGGAAAGGAGGAAAACUCUGAGUGAAGAAACCAAACAGAAUCAAGCGAGAGCUCAGUACCAGGACAAACUGGCUCGUCAGCGCUAUGAGGAUCAACUCCGACAACAGCAAGCUAUAAAUGAGGAGAAUCUGCGCAGACAGGAGGAGUCUGUUCAGAAACAGGAGGCCAUGAGGAAAGCCACCAUCGAGCACGAGAUGGAGUUGAGGCAUAAGAACGAGAUGCUGCGGAUUGAAGCUGAGGCUAAAGCUCGUGGCCGGGUGGAGAGAGAGAACGCUGACAUCAUCAGAGAACAGAUCCGCCUUAAAGCAGCUGAACACAGACAGACUGUACUGGAGAGUAUACGAACUGCCGGUGCUGUGUUUGGGGAGGGUUUCAGGGCUUUUAUCUCUGACUGGGACAAAGUGACAGCGACGGUGGCAGGACUCACUCUGCUGGCCGUAGGUGUUUACUCGGCGAGAAACGCAACAGGCGUGGCAGGGAGAUACAUCGAGGCUCGGCUCGGGAAGCCCUCUCUGGUGAGGGAGACAUCACGCAUCACGGUGACGGAGGCCAUCAAACACCCAGUCAAGAUGACCAGGAGGUUGAUGAGUAAGCCUCAGGAUGCUCUGGAAGGAGUUGUUCUCAGUCCGUUGCUGGAAGAACGUGUCCGCGACAUCGCCAUAGCAACUCGGAACACCCGCCAGAACCGAGGUCUCUACAGGAACAUCCUGAUGUACGGACCGCCUGGGACGGGGAAAACACUGUUUGCCAAGAAAUUGGCAAUGCAUUCUGGGAUGGACUAUGCCAUUAUGACAGGAGGAGAUGUGGCCCCCAUGGGGCGGGAAGGUGUAACUGCCAUGCACAAAGUGUUUGACUGGGCCAGCACCAGCCGCAGAGGUUUGCUGCUAUUUGUGGAUGAAGCUGACGCAUUCCUGCGCAAGAGAGCCACUGAGAAGAUCAGUGAGGACCUGCGAGCCACGCUGAACGCCUUCCUGUACCGAACUGGAGAGCAGAGCAACAAGUUUAUGUUGGUUUUGGCCAGUAACCAGCCCGAGCAGUUUGACUGGGCCAUUAAUGACCGUAUUGAUGAGAUUGUAAACUUCGCUCUUCCCGGCCCUGAAGAGAGAGAGAGACUCGUCCGACUUUACUUUGACAGAUACGUCCUGGAGCCUGCCACCGGGGGGAGACAGAGGUUGAAACUGGCGCAGUUUGACUAUGGAAAGAAGUGUUCGGAGAUUGCGAAGCGCACAGAGGGCAUGUCGGGUCGAGAGAUUUCCAAACUGGGCGUGGCCUGGCAGGCUGCUGCGUACUCCUCUGAGGACGGCGUUCUGACCGAGGCCAUGAUCGACGCGCGUGUGGACGACGCUGUCCGACAGCACAUGCAGAAGAUGGACUGGUUGCACGGGGACGGCGUCCCGGAUAACGAGGGCCGCGUCGCUCCUGCAGGUCACCAGGGGGGCAAGGGUGCCAAGAUGGGCUUCAUCCUGCCUCAGGGUUCGCCCUCACAGGCGCAAGAGGUUCUGUGUCCUUUCAAGGAGGGUCUGGACUCAAGCAUUACAUCACCAGAGGCAGGGGGCAGCAGUGCAGCAGAAAAAGGGACCAUUCCAGUGGCAGGGGAGGGGGGAGUUAAACACACAGGACAGAAAGACGUCCCACCUAAAGAUGGCACACCGGUUUAAGUUUCAUCAAGACCUGAUCCUGGGUCAGAUUUACUGAGCAUUGACAUGAAAGCUGAUACACAGGGGAAACUGUCUGAGCUCCAACUCCCGUGCAGUAUUUCCAUUUAGUGAUGAGACAAAGCUCAGUGCAUCUGUCCAGAUCGGUGUGUGUGUGUGUCCGUGUCCACAAUGGCUCCUUGUGUGAAAUUUUGGUUGUAACUGAUCCACUAGACCAUGCAUUCUUCUUUCCAAAUGAAGUCUCGGAGAGUAAAUAAACACGUGGCAGUCGAAAAUCUACAGAGAAGCUAUUUACAGUCCAAGUAUCAUCUCUGUUGCAAAAAUAGGGAGCCAUUUUGGUGUGUGUGUUUUAAUGAACGCCAGAUAGCGGAAUUAAGAUAUGAAAGAAAAGGGGGAAAAAAAUCACACACUGUCCUUAUUAAUGUCUGAUGUGUUCCAUGUAUAACGAGAGUCUGUAAAAUGUCUGAAUGUGAUUUCCGUUUGCUAAAAUCUAAAGCCUGGGAAGGAAAACGUGUCUAACAAAUUGGAUAAUGUUUUACUUUACAAGAUAAAGUAAUCCAGAUUUCAUUAAAAAAAAAAAGCUGCAGUAGUGAA
Neoarius graeffei (lesser salmon catfish) is the source of this 2694-nucleotide messenger RNA. It is a transcript of the gene atad3, whose product is annotated as ATPase family AAA domain containing 3. Gene Ontology annotation, molecular function: ATP hydrolysis activity; ATP binding; zinc ion binding. The transcript is spliced from 16 exons. Bases 115 to 2103 code for a protein of 662 amino acids. Gene Ontology annotation, biological process: mitochondrion organization. Gene Ontology annotation, cellular component: mitochondrion. NCBI's taxonomy places the organism in Eukaryota, Metazoa, Chordata, Actinopteri, Siluriformes, Ariidae. The record is from RefSeq and is a predicted model, not a curated record.